This is a messenger RNA of Pisolithus orientalis, 1019 nucleotides long. RefSeq lists its product as uncharacterized. Lineage: Eukaryota; Fungi; Basidiomycota; Agaricomycetes; Boletales; Pisolithaceae. The record is from RefSeq and is a predicted model, not a curated record. The transcript has a single exon. The coding region runs from base 71 to 643 and encodes 190 amino acids.
CACCUAUUGUGUUUAUCUGGUAUAUGGAGUCAGGUUAUAAAAUCUGUCCUCAAAUGAAGAUACGGUUGAGAUGGUCAGUAAACAUCGCGCUCCACGCAAGCAAAAGCGCGGGUCACUCUCCAGCAGAGCGCAACUGGCGCGGCUGAUGAAAGAGGUUACGUGCGGAACUGCGACUCGAGCAACAGACCAUGGCGAGAACUUGGCUUCUGCUUCAUUGUCCCCAUCCUCAGAGCCCUCAUCUUCUGGUCACAUCGUAUGCACUUCUGUCGAUGCGAGAGGAAAAGCUAAGACCAGCCCCAUGGUUAACUACGCUAAUAUCCUCCUGAUCGAGCGCUUCCAAGCCGCCGUGGAAACUCGGACUGCUAUCUGCCGGCGGCUUGAACAGCUCGUGCGCAGUUCGACCAUAUACUCGCCAGCGGUGCAGAACCGGCUUGUCCGUUUCCUCCGCGAUGAUUUCAUCCGUGGCGAUAGGACGCUUCAGAUAAUCGAGGGUCUCAGGCACUCGGACUUCAUUAGCGCACCUCCUAGUGAGGAUGGAAUUGAUAUCGUGCGGGAAGAAGUCUCGGAGAGUACAAAAAUGCUCUUCGAGGGGAGUAAGGAACUAAUGGUAAUCGGGGACCAGAUCGCGACGUAUUUUUCGUAGCAGGCACGAGUCUCAUCCCUCGUUUUGUUAAUUGUGGUUAGCUUCGUAGCUCAUCAAGGUGUUUGAACAUGGCAGGGUCAAUGAUUCAGAUUGUCAGGCGUAUAGUACAUAUGUGGCUUGUAAUUCCAAAAACAGUUCGUUGUAAAAUCGUGCACAUGGUAUCCUAGGCUCUAGUUGUUUCGUACACGGCGCUUGGCUCGAGAACGCGGACCGAGCCAGAGUAUCAACCAAAUCAUCGGGCUCGUAGAAAGACUAAUCAGUGCGAGGAUCGUGUAGGUCCAUCCUACACCUACACCAUUCAACAUCAAGUCUAUGACCGAUACGCAUGCUGCCCCAAGCGCGCAUCGCACUAAGUUGUUCUGUGGGUGAAAGGAUU